Malus domestica (apple) is the source of this 795-nucleotide messenger RNA. The record is from RefSeq and is a predicted model, not a curated record. NCBI's taxonomy places the organism in Eukaryota, Viridiplantae, Streptophyta, Magnoliopsida, Rosales, Rosaceae.
AUGGGUGGGGUGACAUCGUCCAUGGUGGCUAAGUCCGCCUUUUUCACACCGAACCCACCUUCCUACAAGUUUAUCACAGACGACCAUACCGGCCUCCUGCUUCUCAGCCCCUUCCCUCACCGGGAAAAUGUGGAGGUUCUGAAACUGUCGACCCUCCAUGGCAUUGAGGUUGUGGCCAUCCACAUUCACCACCCUUUGGCCAUUUCCACACUGCUCUACUCACACGGCAACGCCGCCGAUCUAGGCCAUAUGUACGAGCUCUUCAUCGAAUUGAGCAUCCACCUGCACGUCAAUCUCAUGGGGUACGACUAUUCGGGGUAUGUGCAAUCAACUGGAAAGGCAAGUAAGGAGAAUACAUAUGCAGAUAUUGAAGCUGCAUAUAAGUGUCUUGAAAAAUGCCAUAAUAUCAAAGUUCUUUCACGUCCCCCAAGGUUUUCUUCACUGAUUCCAUCACUGAAUCUGAGAAAUAAAAGAGAAAAUAAACUUAGAGGGUGUGAGGGUGGCAGAUCUAGACAGCAAAAAUUCCAAGUUCGGAGAUUUCUCUCGCAUGAGCUCAAGCAGCUCAUCCGCAACGUCCGGCGAUGGAGCACACAAAACUCGAAGGAGAGGAAAUGUUGGAGCACUCAGUGUCUGGGUCCUUCUCUUUUCCAUUAUUGUCAGAACCCUCUCAAUAUUGUGGAAUAUUUUGACAGACACAAUCGGGGAGGAACGUGCGAGAGGAAUAUUUUUUACCAUACUUUCUUGGUCUCUGGUACUUUGAGAUAUCAUCUGAAGCUUUACCCAGCAACCAUGUGA